AUGAUUCGGACCACUCCUGAUUCCAAGAUAUCGUUCGAGAGAUACAUGGAGAUCGGGAGGGUAGCUCUCGUCAACUAUGGCAAAGACUACGGGAAGCUCGGUGUCUUCGUCGAUGUCAUUGACCAAAACAAAGCUACGAUUGGGUCCCCUGAUAUGGUUAGGAGCCAAGUGAACUUCAAGAGGUGGUCACCGAUAUCAAGAUUGAAAUUAGCGGUCCCCUUGUUAGAGAUCGGUCUGUCGGUCAUACUGGAGAUGAGCAAGGAAAAGAUCCGAAAAAAGAUCAAGGUGGUUGUCAUGAGGAGAAUUCUCACCGGAAAAGUCAAGAGCAGAAAGCUCUUGAAAUUCCUAAAGAUUUUAGAAACAAGUUUUCUAAAGGAUCUUUUCACUAAAGCUAUAGGUCUUGCAAUUCAUAUCUUUAAUAAUCGUGCACCUUCUUGGAAGCCCAAUCACAGUUCGUCAUUAAGGCCUCGUUGUCAUCUCCUUUUGGCAGCUCAAAGUUACUCCGUCAUCUCAACUAUAGCAGCUCCGGAGUCCGCAGAGCAUUGGUAUUGA
Hevea brasiliensis (rubber tree) is the source of this 552-nucleotide messenger RNA. Its product is annotated as 60S ribosomal protein L14-2-like. NCBI's taxonomy places the organism in Eukaryota, Viridiplantae, Streptophyta, Magnoliopsida, Malpighiales, Euphorbiaceae. Gene Ontology annotation, cellular component: cytosolic large ribosomal subunit. The coding region runs from base 1 to 552 and encodes 183 amino acids. The transcript is spliced from 3 exons. Gene Ontology annotation, molecular function: structural constituent of ribosome; RNA binding. The record is from RefSeq and is a predicted model, not a curated record. Gene Ontology annotation, biological process: ribosomal large subunit biogenesis.